Messenger RNA from Penicillium verhagenii, 519 nucleotides. RefSeq lists its product as uncharacterized. The coding region runs from base 1 to 519 and encodes 172 amino acids. The transcript has a single exon. NCBI's taxonomy places the organism in Eukaryota, Fungi, Ascomycota, Eurotiomycetes, Eurotiales, Aspergillaceae. The record is from RefSeq and is a predicted model, not a curated record. Gene Ontology annotation, molecular function: protein binding.
AUGCUUUCCGAACUUCCAACAGAGCUCCUGCUCUGGAUUUGCGGAUCUCUACAAAAAAAGCACAUCCUGACGCUACGCCUGGUCUGUGAACGAUUUCGUUCGGUUUUCACCGAAGCGCUCUUCCGAUGCCUCAUGCGUGACAAAGUCCCACCACUCCAUCGAGCCGUGACAGCUCAAAGACUGGACAUUGCAGCGCUCUUCAUUGAAAAAUACCACGCGGAUAUCGAUUGCCUGUACGCUGGCAAGCAUGCGCUCCUUGUAGCGAUUGACCUGCGAUACCCACAGGCCGUGGAUUUGAUAUUGCAAUAUCGGCCCAACGUUCGCUAUUGCUGCGACUUUGGAGAUCGAGGGCCCCUGUCACUUGCUGUGAUCGGCGGAAAUGCUGCUAGCGUUGAGCGGAUUCUUCAGUCUCAGGAGAUUGAUGUCAACGAUCGAUGCUCAGACGGACUGUCAGCCCUAGCAUACGCGCUGAAGCAUCGCGAGUACUAUCUGCUACAACUCUUACUUGCCGAUUCUUGA